Chanos chanos (milkfish) is the source of this 2376-nucleotide messenger RNA. Its product is annotated as protocadherin alpha-7-like. The record is from RefSeq and is a predicted model, not a curated record. NCBI's taxonomy places the organism in Eukaryota, Metazoa, Chordata, Actinopteri, Gonorynchiformes, Chanidae. Gene Ontology annotation, cellular component: plasma membrane. Gene Ontology annotation, biological process: homophilic cell-cell adhesion. Gene Ontology annotation, molecular function: calcium ion binding. The transcript has a single exon. Bases 1 to 2376 code for a protein of 791 amino acids.
AUGGGAGACGAAAGACAAAGGCGCAGAUGGGAGUACUGGUGGAUUAUUCUUCAUUUUUCUUUGCUACUGUUUUUCGGGGCGCAGGUUUCAGCUCAGAUAAAAUAUUCUAUACCAGAAGAAGUAAAAGAGGGAUUCGUUGUAGGAAAUAUUGCCAAGGACUUAGGACUCGAUGUCAGUGCUCUGGUAAAGAGGCGGUUCCGCAUUGUUUCUGGCUCUAAGGACACUCUCUUCCAGGUAAAUCAGAACAAUGGCAUAAUGGUGGUUGAUAAGAAAAUCGACAGAGAGGAGCUAUGUGAUAACAAUGGCGCCUGUUUAAUUAAUCUGAAAGUUGCAGUUGAAAAUCCACUCGAGAUACAUUAUGUUGCAGUGGAAAUUACAGACGUAAAUGAUCAUUCCCCCGUUUUCCCCGAAGACGAGCAGCAUCUGGAAAUUGCAGAAAAUACUCUAACCGGAGAUGAUUUUCAGCUGCUGGCUGCCCGAGACCCAGAUUCUGGAGUGAACGGUCUCCGUGUUUAUAAACUGAGCCCUAACGAGCAUUUUGGACUCGAAACUCGAGAUGGUGGGGAGGACAACAAGAUACCAAUUCUAAAACUACAGAGAGCCCUGGACAGAGAGCACAACGCUAAGCAUCACUUGGUUUUGACUGCUGUUGAUGGUGGCAGUCCUCCAAGAUCAGGUAGCAUAAACAUUACCGUAACCGUUUUGGAUAACAAUGACAACAAACCAGUAUUCAGUCAGGAUUCGUACUCAGUUGCGAUUCAGGAAAAUAUUCCGAUAGGCACAGUGAUUCUUAAAGUUAACGCGACGGAUGCAGAUGAGGGCCCGAAUGGUCAAGUGGUUUACUCCUUUGUAAGAAACUUGAAGAAAAAAGUUUACGACACAUUUGAGUUAGAUGAAAAUACUGGUGAGAUCCGUGUUAAAGUUGAUGUAGACUUUGAAGACACCGAGGUUUUUAGGGCGGAUAUUAUAGCAUCGGAUAGAGGGCAGCCUCCAUGGUCUAGAAGCUGUAGAGUUAUCCUAAAAGUAACUGACGUAAAUGAUAAUGCACCAGAAGUUGAGGUGACAUCACUUUCUAAUUUGGUUGCUGAGAAUUCUAAGCCUGGAACGGUAAUUUCUCUGAUAAGCGUUAUAGAUAAGGACUCGGGUGAUAAUGGAAGAGUAUUGCUUACUCUCUCCGAAGACGCUCCCUUUGAAUUAAAACCGUCAUUUCAGGAAAACACAUAUUCUUUAGUAACAAACAGAAAUUUAGAUCGAGAACUUACAUCCCAUUACGACAUCACAAUAACUGCAACAGACUUAGGCCAGCCCCCUCUGUCCGCAUUUAAAACCCUGACAGUGCAGGUGUCAGAUGUUAAUGACAAUAGCCCUGAAUUUACCCAGAAUCCUCUCGAUGUGUACUUAGUGGAAAAUAACGCCCCCGGGGCUUUUAUUUUCUCUGUAAGUGCUUCGGACAAAGACUUGAACGAAAAUGCUGCAAUCUCUUAUCACAUUAUUAGAGGUGACGGGGCUCAAAAUGAUAUGACAUCUUUCCUCAGUAUUAAUUCUGAGAACGGACAUAUUCAUGCAUUAAAGAGCUUUGACUUCGAGACUUUGAAAAUGUUCCAAUUUCAAGUUUUAGCCGUGGACGCUGGAGCGCCAAGUUUAAGUAGUAAUGUGACAGUGAACGUGUAUAUUCUGGACGAGAACGACAAUGCUCCAGUCAUCUUGUCUCCGGUAAGCACUAACACUUCUGGCCAAGAUGUGGAGGAGAUUCCCCGAAAUGUGAACGCAGGCCAUUUGGUGACUAAAAUCAGAGCAUAUGAUGCGGAUAUAGGAUACAAUGGCUGGUUGUUAUUUUCACUGCAGGAAGUCACUGACCACAGUCUCUUUGGUCUGGACCGCUACACAGGACAGAUAAGGAGCCUUCGCUCAUUCACAGAAACAGAUGAAGCUGAGCACAAACUGAUCAUAGUGGUCAAAGACAACGGAAACGUUUCACUCUCAGCAACGGCGAUUGUGAUUAUAAAGGUCGUGGAGCCCAAAGAAGCUUUUGCAGCCUCUGAUGUUAAAAGCACAGUAAAAGACGAGGAGGAAAACAACGUGACAUUUUAUCUGAUCAUUACAUUGUGCUCAGUUUCUGGUCUUUUCGUCCUAAGUAUCAUCGUGCUAAUCGUAAUGCAGUGCUCCAAACCUACAGACUGUUCCUCCAAGUACUUACAAGAUACAAAUUAUGAUGGGACACUGUGUCAUAGUAUCCAAUACAGAUCCGGAGACAAACGGUAUAUGUUGGUCGGGCCCAGAAUGAGUAUCGGUUCUGCUGUAGUGCCGGGAAGCAAUAGAAAUACUCUGAUGAUGCCAGAUUGCAGGACCAGAAGUUCUGAAGAGGUAAGCGCCUAA